Delphinapterus leucas (beluga whale) is the source of this 3239-nucleotide messenger RNA. RefSeq names its product proline rich 36 (gene PRR36). The record is from RefSeq and is a predicted model, not a curated record. Lineage: Eukaryota; Metazoa; Chordata; Mammalia; Artiodactyla; Monodontidae.
CUGCCCUCCGCUCGCGGCCGCCGCGGCGCUCCCACCCUGCCCCACCCCAGGCGACCCAGCGUGGAGCGGCGGGAGGCCGGAGCCCAAGGUGCGAGAUGGACAAGAGGGACAAGUCCAGGGCAGGGGCCGCCGGUCGGACGCCCUCUUCUCGCCCUCCCAACCUUCCGACCCCCAAGCCCCCAGGGUCUCCACGACCCCUUCCCCCCGUAACCAGCGCGGCUCUUCGAGUUCUGGGAGCAGCGGGAGCUUCAGGGCGAGGGCCUCUGGCAGAGCGAGCGGGGGGCAGCCGGGGAGCCGCUCUCCCGGAGGCUACUCCCCGGGGGGGACCACCGCGGAGUGCUGGGACAGGCCCCCGGAGCUCAGCCUCCAGGCCCCCAGCAGCUGGGAGAGGGGAGCGGGCCCCUGCGAAGACCCCAGGCCCAGGCUGUAUCUCUAGCUCGGGGCAUGCCAGCGGGCCCACCAGGCCAGGCCCUCUUGGGCAGAAGGGGCUCCGGCCCCCAGCUGAGGAACCUGUGGCCAGAGGAAAAGCCCCUGAAGUGCCCAGAAGGAGCGCCCUGAGCGCUGGGGCACGGAGAGACUCUUCUGGGUCCACUCCAGCCGUCUCCUCCUCGGCCAUCUCCCGUCGAUCCCGGGCUGCGGGCGCUGAGGUGGGUGUCCCCCGGGCAGCUCCGAGUGCCCGGCCCCGGCCCCCGACCGAGGCUUCCAGAAAAUCAGUGAGCAGCGCCCCAGAGCGCAGCGCCGCGGAGCCAAGCCCUGCCACCAGGAGGCGACCCAGCGCCGGCGGGGGCCUCCAGAGGCCAACCUUGCGCCCCCUGGGCUCCAGCGCCACUCCUCUGUCCUCCCCAGCCCGCUCCGGGGCUUCCCCGGCUGGAACACCCCGGGCUCUGGGGCAUCCCUCGCAGCCCAAGUCCAGAGGACUGCAGGCUCUACGCCCCCCGCAGGCCACACCCCCAAGGAAGGGCGCAGUCCCCGCACCGGGCUUUUCUCCUCCUUUGGCCACCUCCUCCCUACCCUGUCCUAUUGCACCGCCUUCCCAUAUCACAGACACUCCCUUGAGGGGCUCGCUCCCACCAUCUCCACCGACCACGCCCCCUCCCCAGGCCCAUAUCCACCCAUUGGCCACGCCCCCUCCACUAGCCCCUCCUCCCUCUGCUCCACCCUCUCUGCCGACCCUCCCCUCUCCACCGGCCACACCUCCUUUGCAAGCUCCCCCCGCACAUCUGGGUACAUCUUUUCCGGAGGUAUCCGCCUCUUCCUUGGCCACGGCCACUUUUCUGACUUCAGUCCCUCCAUCAGUUUCACCCGCUCUGCAGAGUAUGCCCCCCACCGAGGCGUCUUUGGCUUUACCCCCUUUUCCAGCUCUCCCCUCUCCCUUGGCCACACCUCCUUUGUCGGGUCCUCUGCCACCAGCCACUGCCCCUCUACAAGUCCCUCUAUCUCAAGCAACAUCUCUGAGGAACCCGUCUUCUUCCCUAACCACACCCCCUCUUCAGGCUCCUUCUGCUCUGCCCACGCCCCCUCCGCAGGCCGGUCCUUCUCUGUCGCCACCUCUUCAGGCCACGCCUUAUACACUGGCCACGCCUCCCACACAGGACCCUUCUCUGGCCAUAUCCCCUCCACAGACCUCUCCCCCUUCCUCUCGUCUGACCCCACUCUCUCUGCCAGGUGCUCCUCCUCUAGGCUCACCCUCUCCCCUGGCCACGCCUCUGGCCACUCCCCCUCUACAGGCCACUCCUCCUAUACAGACACCAUCUCUGGCCUCACAGCCUCUGCAGGCCUCUCCUCCACUGGCCGUGGCCCCCACACACACUCCACCUUCUCUGGCCACGCCUCCCUUUCAGGCCGCGCCCUCUCCUCAGAGGUUGCCUCCUCUGCAGGCUCCACCUCCUCUGGCCUCGCUCCCUCUGCAGGCCCCUCUCUCUCCCCCCGCUUCACCCCCUCUGCAAGUCCCUCCCUCUCCCCCUGCUUCACCCCCUCUGCAAGAUCCUCCCCUUCCCCUGGCCUCGCCCCCUCCGCGGGCUCCACCUUCCCUGGCCUUGCCCGCUUUGCAGACCCCUCCCUCUCCCCCUGCCUCACCCCCUCUGCAAGCCCCACGCCGCCCCCCAACCCCGGGUCCCGAUGCCCCAAUCUCGGGCCCACGGCUGACCCUGGCGCUGGCCCCGGGCCCACCGCCGCCACCCUCGCGCAGCCCGUCCAGUACGCUGAGCGGCCCGGACCUGGCGGGCCACAGCAGCAGCGCCACGAGCACGCCCGAAGAGCUGCGCGGCUACGACAGUGGGCCCGAGAGCGGCGCCGCAACCUCCCCGCCCGCCGAUGCGGAGCUCGCCGCCUGCCAUCCGGCCGCCUGGAGCCGAGGUUCUGCUCCGCCGCUGGCCAUCCGCGGCACCUCAGGAGCGCCCCUGCCUUGGUCUCCUGCUGCCGGGUCGGGCUCUGCUGACGGCUUGUGCACCAUCUACGAGGCUGAAGGGCCCGAGUCGGCGACUCCCGCCGCAGGCGCGCUGGAUCCGGGGCCCGGGUCUGGCGCGGGCGGUGGGAAGGCGGCGGCUGGGGCUGGGGCUGGGGCUGGAGCGGCUUCGCGGGGAGCGAAGCCGGCGCGUCUGGGCGAGCUGCCGCUGGGGGCGCUGCAGGCGAGCGUCGUGCAGCACCUGCUGAGCCGGACGCUGCUGCUAGCUGCGGCCGAGGGUGCCGCGGGCGGCACCGGUGGCUCAGGGGACGCGGGGGGUGCCGGCAGCGCGGGGGGAGCCCGCACUGCGCUCAGCGACGCCGAACUGGGCCGCUGGGCCGAACUAUUGUCUCCCCUGGACGAGUCCCGCGCCAGCAUCACCUCAGUCACUAGCUUCUCCCCGGAUGACGUGACUUCCCCGCAGGGUGACUGGACCGUGGUAGAGGUGGAGACCUUCCACUGAGCCAGACCCUAGCCCUGCCCACCCGCCGCACCCCUGCCUUAGGAUCCGUCCCUCAGGUUGUACAUCUUUGUCUUAGAUCUCCCCCUCCCCUCCUCCUGGAGUCCGGCUCCUGUGGACUGGUCUCAGACCCCUUAGAGCCCUAGAAUUUUGGCCCAGACUUGCGACCCACCCACACCUUUGGCCAAGGCUCACCCUUGAGCCCCGCCCCUUUGGCUUAGGACAAGCUCCCGCUCCCCUCGAGCCUCGUCCCUCCCUCGGCCUAGGCCCUGCCUGGAGUCCAGUGUAUCGUCUACCGCGCGCAGCCCGAGUUUGCAAUAAAGCCGGGACACUGAA